Messenger RNA from Triticum aestivum (bread wheat), 1836 nucleotides. RefSeq names its product lipid phosphate phosphatase 2. Gene Ontology annotation, molecular function: phosphatidate phosphatase activity. Gene Ontology annotation, biological process: phospholipid dephosphorylation; phospholipid metabolic process. Lineage: Eukaryota; Viridiplantae; Streptophyta; Magnoliopsida; Poales; Poaceae. Gene Ontology annotation, cellular component: membrane. Bases 690 to 1649 code for a protein of 319 amino acids. The transcript is spliced from 8 exons. The record is from RefSeq and is a predicted model, not a curated record.
AUCUCCGGCGGAAGAUAUUGUUUUCUUUACGUUGACGGGUCGCGCCUGGCCGGCGAACCACCGGCGAAACAGCCGUCGUCACAGCUCACCAUGGGCGCAAGUCAAGGCAGCAAGAUUGGCCGGUCCCCAACGGCACGCUCGAUUCCAACAACCACCUGAACCAUUCUCCACGGGCGGGCGGGCUAUAGCCGCCGCCUGGCCUCGCCUAGCACACCUCCCCCGUGUCAGCCGCUCCCAGUUGCCCAUCCUCUCUCUCAGGCCAGAAAAGCACACGCAGAGACGCCAGGGAGCAUCGUCGAAAUCAAUCCGAGAAACGGACCGGCUCCAACUUCCCAAUCGGCGGCGCGGCGGACGACACCGGAGCCCCGGAGGGCGGAGAAACGCAGGAAUCCAAGAAACAGAGGCACCGAGGCCGGCAGGACAUUGAGCCGCCACACACACCGCGCGGCUCGCCCCGUUCAGCUCGCGGCCGCUUUCCCUGCAGCGAAGGAGGAGGAGGAGUAGGAGGUGGUGGUGCUCGUCCCUGAAGCCGCCGUUGACUUCCGACCGCCGGCUCCGGCAGGAGGAAUCUCUGCUCUUCGCCCUUCCCGUGAGUACCUGUCGUCACUGCACCUGUCAUCUAGAGCCCGGCAGGGGAUCCGCCCGGCGAAUCCAUCGAAUCCCCGCUCCUGCCCGCGCCGGAGACCAAGAUGCCGCCACCGGUGCCGGCCGUCCGGCUCGGGGCGCCGCCGCCGCCCCCGUGCCUCAGGACCCACGGGGCCAAGAUGGCGCGCCGGCACAUGUACGACUGGAUCGUGCUGCUCCUCCUCGCCGCCAUCGAGGUCGCGCUCAACCUCAUCACGCCCUUCCACCGCUUCGUCGCCGAGUUCAUGAUGGAGGACCUCCGCUACCCCAUGAAGCCCAACACCAUCCCCGUCUGGGCCGUCCCGAUAUACGCCGUCAUCCUGCCGAUGCUCAUCUUCGCCGCCAUCUAUGUCAAGAAGAAGAAUGCCUACGACCUGCAUCACGCCAUACUAGGCCUGCUGUUCUCCGUGCUCAUCACCGGCGUCCUCACCGAUGCGAUCAAGGACGGCGUCGGCCGGCCUCGCCCCAACUUCUACUAUCGAUGCUUUCCUGACGGAGUGCCGAACUAUGAGGCGGUCACUCGACAAGUCAUAUGCCACGGAGACGCAAAAGUCAUCAAAGAAGGGCACAAGAGCUUCCCCAGUGGCCACACUUCAUGGUCCUUUGCCGGGCUGGGCUUCCUGUCGUGGUACCUUGCCGGCAAGAUCAGGGUGUUUGACCGGGGCGGACACAUUGCCAAGCUCUGUGUCGUGAUCCUGCCACUGCUCUUCGCUGCGAUGGUCGGCGUGUCGCGGGUCGCAGACUACUGGCACCACUGGCAGGACGUGUUUGCCGGUGGGAUCCUCGGGCUGGUUGUUGCUUCGUUCUGCUAUCUGCAGUUCUUCCCGCAUCCGGCUAGCAAACACGGGCUGUGGCCUCAUGCAUUCCGGCAUCAGGAUCCUAACCCGGAAACUGAGAACCAAGGAACAACAGAUCCCCAUCAGUCGGUGCUGCCGUCCAUGGUACAACAUGUUGCCUCCAUGGAGAUGAGAACCAAUGGCCGAGCGUUGGAUAACAUGGAGGCUGGCAGCGGCAGAGCCUGGUAACUGAAUACGACCACCAUGGGGAUGGGGCCAGGCACGCACCACCAUGAGAGACAUCACCUUGUAGGUAGGUAGGUACUAGUAGAACUCUUGUUUUGUAGUAUAUGUUUCUUGUAAAGACAAAUGAAAUUGCGCGAUUUGGUUCGUUGUUGGACCGAAGUAGAUCUAGUCCUUGAGUUUUCAGAAUCAA